This is a messenger RNA of Serpula lacrymans var. lacrymans S7.9, 2043 nucleotides long. RefSeq lists its product as uncharacterized. Bases 1 to 2043 code for a protein of 680 amino acids. The record is from RefSeq and is a predicted model, not a curated record. NCBI's taxonomy places the organism in Eukaryota, Fungi, Basidiomycota, Agaricomycetes, Boletales, Serpulaceae. The transcript is spliced from 6 exons.
AUGUCCCGCACCACGCGCACGGUCGCCCCCUCGCCGACACCCAACGAGGUCGUCAUCAGCCUCUCCACCCUCCUCACCGUCUCAGACUACCGCGCCUUCUACCCACACACCCCCAUCACCUCCUUCCGCCCCGUCUACUUCGCCCUUGACGAUGGCUCCCUCGUCGCACCCCCCUUCAUACACGACCUCCAGUCCUCCAGCAUCUCCCUCCUCUUCAUCGGCUGUCUCUUCACCAUCUUCCUCCGCAACAUCCUCACCUCUCUCUCCUUCAUCACAGGCGGAAACGUAAAGAAGAAAGCCCUCCUCUAUACUCUCGUCGCCAGUCAGCUCCUCGCCCUUCCUUCCUUCAUUCCCAGGAUAGUCGCCCAGUUCGAUAGAUCCCCCCAGUUGCGGCUCUGGCAGUCCCCUCCCUCCUUCUCUCUCUCUCUAUCCUCACCCUCCCAACCACAGAAUCGUUCGCAUCGCUUCGGCCUCGGCGGGCAUCUCCCCUCUCCCUCCUCGGCAAUGACUGCCAUUCUAGGCGUAAAGGCCUACAAGUGUCUAGACAACGCCCGUUUCGUCCUCCUCGUCCUCAUCCUCAUCAGAACGGCAGCUACUGCACUACUCAUCACAGAUACCGUCACAAUGCGCACUUAUCGAACUCUAUCAGGGCAAUGCGCUCGACAAUCAGAUGGCUACACCCCGGUCUUUGUCAUUCUCCUCUUCGUAGAAUCUCUUUUCAUUUGUUGCUGCUUCCUAUAUGCCGUCUGGAAAUCUCGCGGCUCAUCCGCAGUCAGAGGACGCAUCUCACUCCAACUAUCUCUCCAUGAAAUCAUGGACCGUCCACAGGACAUCAUCCCCACCAAAGAAACCGUCGAACAUGAUCUGGCCAGUAUCCAAAAAUCACGCUCCCACUACACCUUCAUGUCCGAGCCCCCCUCUCGAUCGCUAUCCCUCGCCCGCACAGAGACACGCACAAAAUCCUUCAUAUCCGAUGCCCGCAGCGUCCUCUCCACCGCUCGCACCAACCUGUCCCGAUCGCGCAGCUGCAACACGAUAACGAACGAGGAGACCCUUCCCCUCCCCACUUCAGCGACCAGAAAGCUCGCUCCCCCCGAACAAGCCCCCAACCCCCAACGUCGACCGUCUACGAUCAGGAUAUCAGAGGCCAUGGAGCGGCGCUCCAUGCACCGGCAGGUCCGUCCCACCCCACAGCGCCCUUCUUCUACCUUCAGUCGUCUCAGCCGAUACAUGCCCCGUAUGGCGCUGUUCCGCGAAGUCAUGCGAGACGAGCUCUGUUACACCACGUUCAUCACAUCCACCACCGUCGCAUCCGUCAUCCUCAACGUCGUCGGCGUCAACUGCGAAAACACCCUCAGCUCUCUUUCAUGGAUGACACUAACCUGGGGCAUCAUCUCGCUCUUGGUGAUGCACAGUUUCGGCCGCGUGGUUCGCCGACACGAGCUCGAAGACGUACUGCAGAACCCUUCAGCGUGGUAUCCCGUCCUCACCGACCGCCGAACCGCCGAGUUUCUCGGCCACCCGAGACCCCACCUCCUCCGCUCCUCCUCCGUCUCCUUCGCGCCGCACACCAGAGCCCGCCGCGCCCUCCCCGCGCGCUACGACACCCUCACCGACUCUCUGUCCCAGCCGUCGCAGCCGCCCAACUUUCACCUGAGCAGGAAAUCAUGGUCAUCCAAGGGAGGCGAAGACGCGCUCUCCGUCGUCGAAUCCAUCUCCUCCCUCUCCGCAUCGUCCUCGUCGUCCGCGGACACGGACGCGCGCUCCCCCCUCGACUCCCUCGACUCGUUCGACUCGUACCUCCGGCCGCCUCCCCUCAACCAGCCCGUCAUCCUGCCCUCGCCCGCCUUGGACCACUUCCCGACGUCGGGCCGCAACUCGCCUGCGCACGGCGAUGGCGGGGGCGGGGGCGGCGAUGAUGACGAGGCGGGAGGGGGAGGGGGAGGGGGAAGGUGGGUCCCGGGUGAGUUGGAUCUGGGGAGGUAUUGGUGUGAGGGCGGAGAGGUGUUUGAGGUUUUUGGGCCGGUGAGGUCGGAUACGUAG